Molecule: messenger RNA, 189 nt
Organism: Penicillium brasilianum
Lineage: Eukaryota; Fungi; Ascomycota; Eurotiomycetes; Eurotiales; Aspergillaceae
Source: the annotation of a GenBank genome assembly
AUGGUCGAGGAGGCGAAGACACUCCGACUCUACCCUGAGCAGAAUAUAGCUGCCAACAUAGGCGGCUUCAGCCUCUUCCAGGAAAUACGUCAACUGCGCGUCAAGAGAUCGCAGAAGCUAGGGCUGAAACCGCAAAAGUGGCCGCUCAACAAGCUGAGACCGAUGACCUUCUUCAAGACUUUCGCCUGA